UCAGAAAUGCACCCAGCUGAGAGCAACAUGAUCGUCGAGGCAGAGAGCGAAGCCCAGAUUCAUGAUAGCGAAGCGGUGCUCCUUGGCUUUGAUACGCUCGACUGUGUUGAUAUAUUUGGACCUGGUGCAGCUAUUCCUUGCCGCGGCGACUUGAAUGCGGACUUGCCCGAAGGUAUCACUCCGUGUUUCGAUUUCGAGCAGCAACCUGCAUUAGGACACCAGGCCCAGACGACCGACUUGGACUUAUAUGAUCUUAUGAGCUAUCAUAGUCAGACACCGAUGGAGCCACCAACUAUAACCGAGCAUGUUUGUCUAUGCUUUACAAGAGCUGUUAGGAUUCAUGAGGCCCUUGAGGUCGAUCUCCUGUGGAUCAACCAGAAACGGUGCAGCGAUGCGGUCGAUAUGCUGCAGAAUCAAAAACGAAACUUAGUCAACAGUAACGUGCUAUUCGAGUCUGCCGAUAUUGAACCCGAUGUCGAUAAUACGGCCAAGGUGAUCACAACAUUGAAUAUGCUAGGGCACCCCAUCAAACCUCGGCGGCUUAUUGAGGUGUUCGAAGCAGCGACUCAUUUCCACGUUUACCCUGGUGAGAGGGAUGCAAGUUUUAGCGCCAACUGCAAUGCGCUAGCUGCUUUACUUCGACAGCCAGACGUCCUCUUAUACUCCUCCCAGAUCGUGAAGAUUGUUACCUUUCUGUGCGACAGGAAAUGGCGUGCUGAUGAUGAGACCAAGGAUAAGUGGAUACAAAAUACAAGUCACCUCUAUUCGUCGGUGCCAUACGUUGAAGCCCUAGUCGACCUAUUGGCCUUGGUGGAUCAGCAUAAGUUGCCGGGUGUGUUCGAUCCGCCAUUCUUGUCAAAGGUAGCAGUGACUCUUUUUCAGACCUGCUUGAGACCCUUACCAGACCAGGAAGCGAAUGGAUCCUGGAAUAAAUCUGUGGAUGAGACUGCGUAUGCCAUUCUGCUCCUUGCUGAGGCUCGGCGUCUCUGCUUUUUUGACAACCUCCGCCACCCAUUGCAAGCCGCCAUCGAGCGCGGCCUGGAGUUUCUUGCAUCUAGUGGUAGUAAUCCUGGCAGUUGUAUUUGGUCUGACAAGGUCAGCUAUGGGUCUUUGUCCAUCACGGAGGCGUACAUCCUGGCCGCUCGGAAGUCGGUUCAAAGUAUCCGAGCUGAAAGACCCGUGGGACUGAGCUUUUGGAGCGAGAGUACACCUGCACGGAUGGAUGGACGCUUGACGCUAUUCCGUCAGACCCCUCUCUUCAAGUCUCUGCCUGAAUGGGAACUUCGCGCAUCAUUGCUCGAGGCCAUGCUCUUCCAGCCCCUCUUGGAGCACAUAGACCUUGCUAUACCUCCCCGGCAAGAUGCCCACGGUGGAACCUAUUCAAUGAUCAUCCCAUUCACCUGGACCAGCUGCAACAACCGGACACGAACGUAUGCUUCCGCAUCGCUCUUGUAUGAGAUGAUGGUGUUAUCCUUCAGGACCUACCAAAUCGACGAGUUCAUGGAGGCUGUAGCGGGACCUGCUUUCAAAUAUCACACGGAGGACCUUCACCACCUAGUUGAAACCGUGGCAGCAGCGGUGCCCAAUUACUCAAAUGGCUUGGAGCAUUGCACCGAUAUCAACGGCGACCAUAUAAAACACUCCCAGUAUCAGGACUAUAUCGAUAAGCUAACCCGUUGCGUUCAGUCGAUCCUCGAGAAUCCGGCCUUUCAAUCUGCAAGUUCGAACGAUCGCAAGACACUCGAGCAGGAGCUCAGGAUCUAUCUUCUUGCACACGCGAAGCAGGUGGCAGAUAACUCGCAGUUUGAAAUUGAACUCAAGCAAAGUAAAAGGCUUACCUCUGCCACCAGCAUCUAUUUCCGCUGGGUCUACUCCACCUCCGCUGAUCAUAUCGCCGCCCCUAUGUGUUUCGCCUUCCUCUCCUGUAUGAUCGGAGCCACCCUGACACCAAGGACUACCACCGAGGACUGCUUUCACAACACAACCACCAAGUACUUCGCCGCCGCAGCAUGUCGUAACCUCGCGGCCAUGUGCCGCAUGUACAACGACAUUGGCUCCUGGGUGCGCGACCAUGAGGAGGGAAAUCUGAACUCGAUUCACUUUCCCGAAUUCACCGGGACAGACGACGGUACAAAACAGGCGGUGCUCUUCGAUCUAGCUCAAUAUGAGCGCAAAUGUUUGAAUCAUGCCCUAGAGCGACUGGCUGUAGAGAUGCUCAAUGAUCCCGAUGCUGAAGCUAGUCGAUUGGGCAAGCGGCGAAUGCAUCUUGUUCGGAUGUUCUGUGAUGUAACGGAUCUUUCCGGUCAGAUUUACGUUCUUCGAGAUAUGUCGAGUCUGAUUCGACAUACGAUGUAA
Messenger RNA from Aspergillus ibericus CBS 121593, 2355 nucleotides. RefSeq lists its product as uncharacterized. The transcript is spliced from 4 exons. Gene Ontology annotation, biological process: diterpenoid biosynthetic process. The record is from RefSeq and is a predicted model, not a curated record. NCBI's taxonomy places the organism in Eukaryota, Fungi, Ascomycota, Eurotiomycetes, Eurotiales, Aspergillaceae. Bases 7 to 2355 code for a protein of 782 amino acids. Gene Ontology annotation, molecular function: terpene synthase activity; magnesium ion binding.